Molecule: messenger RNA, 3459 nt
Organism: Micropterus salmoides (largemouth bass)
Lineage: Eukaryota; Metazoa; Chordata; Actinopteri; Centrarchiformes; Centrarchidae
Product: BTB/POZ domain-containing protein KCTD12-like
Exons: 1
Coding region: 755-1606 (283 amino acids)
Biological process (GO): protein homooligomerization; regulation of G protein-coupled receptor signaling pathway
Molecular function (GO): protein binding
Source: RefSeq, a predicted model, not a curated record
AUUAAUGCUGAAUCCUCCGUUACGAUGCAGCAGAGUUACAGUCCUUACACUGACAGAGGAGCUGUGGGACGUAACAGCUGACCGCUGAUUUGAACCGCAAGUGAUGGAAAAGACCGAGACAUUUUCAGACAUCUACCUCGUCUCUCACCACACCGGUAUCGUCCUCCUUGUCUCGUGGAUGUACGUCUGCGGGACACCCACUGAUUUCACCAACUAUGGAUUGUUUAAUUGAAGUUGGGCCACCUGAUCCUGUUUGCGCUUUGACAACCGGCCAACAUUAGAGCAAGCUAAGUCGUUGUGGACAGUUGUGCAACUCGUGCAUUUCCUGCUCAGAGAACUGGUGUCAAAAGCAGAGAUUCAAUCUCAGGAUCUAUUUGCGCGUAAAAGGACGUGGACAGAACGUUUUCAUGCAACGCUGCCUGAAAUACACCGCGCUAUGUUUUAGUAAUUAUGGGGAAAUCUGUAGUUAGAAUAGAGGGUGUGUAUGUGUGACUGUUUUGUUUCUGCCGGCUUUGAUGCGAGAGUGGCGGCCAGCUUUUAUUGCGCGCACCAAUUGUGUGUUUAGCCGCUCCGUGACCACAGGCGAUCCAGCUCAGCAGGACCUGCAAUCUUUCAAAGGCAACAGGCCUCAGCAACCUCUGUGAAAGGUUUCACGGAAAAAUCAUUUUUCCAAGUCCUGUAAUUUCAACUUUCUCUCUAACCAAGAGAGUUUUUCAAGCUGCAUCGAAGUGCACCUGUGAGGCAGGAGUAAGCCAUGGCUUUACCAGAUAGUGGCAUGUCUGGGGAGGAGGUACCCUUCCCAGAGAUUAUAGAGCUCAAUGUUGGUGGCCAGGUGUACAUAACCCGCUAUUCUACUCUCACAAGUGUGCCUGAGUCCCUGCUGUGGGAGAUGUUCAGUCGGAAGUCAGCCAAAGGAUUGGCCAGGGACACCAAGGGUCGCUUCUUUGUGGACCGUGACGGCUUCCUGUUCCGAUACAUCCUGGACUACAUGCGGGACCAGCAGCUGGUUCUUCCAGACCACUUCCCUGAGCGUGGGCGUCUGCAGAGGGAGGCUGAGUUCUUCAACCUCCCAGAGCUUGUCAAACUACUAGCACCCAAAAUCAGCAAGCAGAACUCACUUGGCGACGAGGGAUGUCAGAGUGACCCAGAGGACUCCUCACCUGGGUUUGACACGGCCCGUAAUCUCAGCUCCCUGGGUGCUGCUGCCGCUGCCUGUGCCAGCCUGGUGCCCGGUGCCAUGGAUGGCAAACGCUCCGGGUUCAUCACUAUCGGCUACAGAGGCUCAUACACCCUUGGCCGUGAUAGCCACACCGAUGCUAAAUUCCGCAGGGUGGCAAGGAUCAUGGUGUGUGGGAAGACCUCUUUGGCCAAAGAGGUGUUUGGGGAGACGCUGAACGAGAGCCGUGACCCCGACCGCCCCCCUGAGCGCUACACAUCCCGCUACUAUCUCAAGUUCACCUUUCUGGAGCAGGCUUUUGACAAGCUGGCUGAUGCAGGCUUCCACAUGGUGGCCUGUAAUUCCACAGGAACCUGCGCCUUUGCCCAUGAGCAGACGGACGACAAGAUCUGGACCAGCUACACUGAAUAUGUGUUCUACCGUGAGUGAGACUACCGGCUUUGUUCCCCUGGUCCCCCCCCCUGCCUCCAAGUGCCCCCCCCCCCCCCCCCCCCCAGCCUCCAGUCAUCCUGUCCUCUCUCUGAUGGCGCCUGCACAAGUAGAUGUCUGUAGAUGUCGUGCCCUUCCAUCACUCUCUGCAGCCUCCAGCUUUUCUCCUGUGAACAUUACCCAGCAGCUGCUCUGACUCUGCAGGUCGAAUCUGCAGCCCCCCCCCCCCCCCCCCCCCCCCCCCAACCCCAGAUUCAUCCCCCUCAUCCUCAGGCAAAGCUUUUGCCCUUGCCUAAACCGCCGCUCUAUCUAGCUGUAGUCCCCAGUCCUUCACCAGAGCAACCCCACAGCCUUUCCUGCAGAGACUGAUACCUUCUAUGUACUAUUUCCCUUUUGUACUAUAUAUAUUGCAUCUGCCUUGGUGAAGCACAAUACUGUAUCCAAGCGCUAAUUUUGUUAAUCAAGCGCCCCGGUGUGUCUAUAUGACUAUUGAACCAGUCAUAAGGGCAUAAAGGAAAGGGCUUCAAAGAGUGGCCGUGAUGUACAGUGCUAUACUUGGCCUGCUUACUCGAGCAGAUCGGACUCUCCUGCUCCUCUGAACUAAACUACCAAAUAAUUGGACAUCUUAUCAGCCUUGAGGGACGUGAGCAGCCCCAGCACAAGAAAAAAUCUAAUUUCCUUCAGUUUUUAUUAAAUGUGUUCAGAACCAGGUGGUUGGGAACGUGCCAUGUUGUAGUAGUUUAUGUGUACAGUUGUUAUGAAUGAAUGAGGGCUGUGAUAAUACAGCCACAUGGACAGGGGGAGAAAAAAAGCGUGAACUUUUUUAUUUUGAAACAGAAGACUAGAUUGUAGGUGUGUGGAGUUUCAAUUUUCAGAAAGACGCUGGCCGUGUGGCAAAUCAACAAGCAACAGGCUUUGAUUUUUGAAAAACAUGAAAGCUCUAAUAUCAAGAGAUCUCUCAGACAGAAAGACAAGAAGGUUGCCAGAUGAAGUGUGUAUUGAUUGUGCGAUGGAGCUUUCAGUAUUUUAAUCACUCACACUGGGAGGGCAGUGGAGAUGCAAGGUGUUACAUCACACAGCCCACUUCUCCAUUUUUUUUGCUCAUUGUGCUUUUUUGACAUUUGUUGGCUCAAUUACAUAUUUAAGAGCAUUUUAACAUUGAAGCGUUAUUUUUGGAACAGGCUUACACCAUGAGUACACGUCCCCUAAAAAAUAGUGAUAGUCAACUUAGCGGAUCACGUUUUGAGUGUUCUGUAAACAAUACAGUUAUUCUUAAUACUCAACUCAGUAUUAGUUGAAGAUGUUGCGUAUUUGAUGAUAGCUCUCCCUCACUGCAAGUGAAUACCCAUGAGAAAGGGUAGGAUUAUGCUGUUGCCAGAAAGGCGUUUCCAGAUAUAGCCUCAGGACAGGUCUGCACAUCAUAUACCUCAGACUAAAACACAAGCUGAAGGCACUUCAAUCCAACAAAAGAUAUAGCUGACGACGUCACAAUGCAGACUCAUUUAGAACAUGUAGAUGCUGUUAUAAGAAUGACGAGUAAGAGGUUGCAUAUAAAAUGGAUUUUGAGCUGAGAAACAGCCACCGAGGCAGUAUACUGGAGGAUUUCUCCUGAGUUAGAAUGUGUCGGUUGUAGUUUUGGCAGAGCGUCAGUUUUUAUUGACAGUGACAAUAAAUGUAUUCUGAAAUGUCUACAAACCGCAAUGUUGUGUUUCAGUGUGAUGAAGUGCUGUUGACAUCUGAGUCAAUAUGUUAGACUUGCUGCAGUGUGUUGCUGCAAGCGUGGACAACACUGAAAUUAAAAGUGUUCAGCAAAAAGCAAAGUGAUUUGUCAAAUAAAAGGUGUUUUCUUUCUA